This is a messenger RNA of Closterium sp. Naga37s-1, 3216 nucleotides long. Lineage: Eukaryota; Viridiplantae; Streptophyta; Zygnematophyceae; Desmidiales; Closteriaceae. The record is from the annotation of a GenBank genome assembly.
AUGUCUCCCGCUUUCCACCACCCCGCCCCAUUCUCCCGCUUUCCAUCACCCCGCCCCAUUCUCCCGCUUUCCAUCACUCCGCCCCAUUCUCCCGCUUUCCAUCACCCCGCCCCAUUCUCCCGCUUUGCAUCACCCCGCCCCAUUCUCCCGCUUUCCAUCACCCUGGCCCAUUCUCCCUCCUUCCAUCACCCCGCCCCAUUCUCCCGCUUUCCAUCACCCCGCCCCAUUCUCCCGCUUUCCAUCACCACGCCCCAUUCUCCCACUUUCCAUCACAACGCCCCAUUCUCCCUCCUUCCAUCACCCCGCCCCAUUCUCCCGCUUUCCAUCACCCCGCCCCAUUCUCCCGCUUUCCAUCACCCCGCCCCAUUCUCCCGCUUUCCAUCAACCCGCCCCAUUCUCCCGCUUUCCAUCACCCCGCCCCAUUCUCCCGCUUUCCAUCACCCCGCCCAAUUCUCCCGCUUUCCAUCACCCCGCCCCAUUCUCCCGCUUUCCAUCACCGCGCCCCAUUCUCCCACUUUCCAUCACCCCGCCCCAUUCUCCCUCCUUCCAUCACCCCGCCCUAUUCUCCCGCUUUCCAUCACCCCACCCCAUUCUCCCUCCUUCCAUCACCGCGCCCCAUUCUCCCUCCUUCCAUCACCCCGCCCCAUUCUCCCGCUUUCCAUCACCCCGCCCCAUUCUCCCGCUUUCCAUCGCCCCAUUCUCCCGCUUUCCAUCACCCUGCCCCAUUCUCCUGCUUUCCAUCACCCCGCCCCAUUAUCCCGCUUUCCAUCACCCCGCCCCAUUCUCCCGCUUUCCAUCACCCCGCCCUAUUCUACCACUUUCCAUCUACCCGCCCCAUUCUCCCGCUUUCCAUCACCCCGCUCCUUUCUCCCGCUUUCCAUCACCCCGCCCCAUUCUCCCGCUUUCCAUCACCCCGCCCCAUUCUCCCGCUUUGCAUCACCCCGCCCCAUUCUCCCGCUUUCCAUCACCCCACCCCAUUCUCCCUCCUUCCAUCACCCAGCCCCAUUCUCCCUCCUUCCAUCACCCCGCCCCAUUCUCCCGCUUUCCAUCACCCCGCCCCAUUCUCCCGCUUUCCAUCACCCCGCCUUAUUCUCCCGCUUUGCAUCACCCCGCCCCAUUCUCCCACUUUCCAUCACCCCGCCCCAUUCUCCCUCCUUCCAUCACCCCACCCCAUUCUCCCGCUUUCCAUCACCCCGCCCCAUUCUCCCGCUUUCCAUCACCCCGCCCCAUUCUCCCGCUUUCCAUCACCCCGCCCCAUUCUCCCGCUUUCCAUCACCCCACCCCGUUCUCCCGCUUUCCAUCACCCCGCCCCAUUCUUCCUCCUUUCAUCACUCCGCCCCAUUCUCCCUCCUUCCAUCACCCCACCCCAUUCUCCCGCUUUCCAUCACCCCGCCCCAUUCUCCCGCUUUCCAUCACCCCGCCCCAUUCUCCCGCUUCCAUCACCCCGCCCCAUUCUCUCGCUUUCCAUCACCCCGCCCCAUUCUCCCGCUUUCCAUCACCCCGCCCCAUUCUCCCGCUUUCCAUCACCCCGCCCCAUUCUCCCUCCUUCCAUCGCCCCGUCCCAUUCUCCCGCUUUCCGUCACCCCGCCCCAUUCUCCCGCUUUCCAUCACCCCGCCCCAUUCUCCCGCUUUCCAUCACCCCGCCCCAUUCUCCCGCAUUCCAUCACCCCGCCCCAUUCUCCCGCUUUCCAUCACCCCACCCCAUUAUCCCUCCUUCCAUCACCCCGCCCCAUUCUCCUUUCUUCCAUCACCCUGCCCCAUUCUCCCGCUUUCCAUCACCCCGCCCCAUUCUCCCGCUUUCCAUCACUCCGCCCUAUUCUCCCGCUUUCCAUCACCCCGCCCAAUUCUCCCGCUUUCCAUCACCCCUCCCCAUUCUCCCGCUUUCCAUCACCCCGCCUCAUUCUCCCGCUUUCCAUCACCCCGCCCCAUUCGCCCGCUUUCCAUCACCCCGUCCAUUCUCCCGCUUUCCAUCACCCCGUCCCAUUCUCCCGCUUUCCAUCACCCCGCCCCAUUCUCCCACUUUCCAUCACCCCACCCCGUUCUCCCGCUUUCCAUCACCCCGCCCCAUUCUUCCUCCUUUCAUCACUCUGCCCCAUUCUCCCUCCUUCCAUCACCCCACCCCAUUCUCCCGCUUUCCAUCACCCCGCCCCAUUCUCCCGCUUUCCAUCACCCCGCCCCAUUCUCCCGCUUUGCAUCACCCCGCUCCAUUCUCUGGGGCGUCCGGGGAGAGCAUCGCGACGCUUUGGGGCAUCCGGGGAGAGCAUCGCGACGCUCUGGGGCGUCCGGGGAGAGCAUCGCGACACUCUGGGGCGUCCGGGGAGAGCAUCGCGACGCUCUGGGGCGGUUUGGGAGAGCAUUGCGACGCUCUGGGGCGUCCGGGUAGAGCAUCGCGACACUCUGGGGCGUCCGGGGAGGGCAUCGCGACGCUCUGGGGCGUCCGGGGAGAGCAUCGCGACGCUCUGGGGCGUCCGGGGAGAGCAUCGCGACGCUCUGGGGCGUCCGGGGAGAGCAUCGCGACGCUCUGGGGCGUCCAAGGAGAGCAUCGCGAAGCUCUGGGGCGUCCGAGAAGAGCAUCGCGACGCUCUGGGGCAUCCGGGGAGAGCACCGCGACGCUCUGGGGCGUCCGGGGAGAGCAUCGCGAUGCUCUGGGGCGUCCGGGGAGAGCAUCGCGACGCUCUGGGGCGUCCGAGGAGAGCAUCGCGACGCUCUGGGGCGUCCGGGGAGAGCAUCGCGACGCUUUGGGGCGUCCGGGGAGAGCAUCGCGGCGCUCUGGGGCGUCCGAAGAGAGCAUCGCGACGCUCUGCGGCGUUCGGGGCGAGCAUCACGACGCUCUGGGGCGGCUGGGGAGUGCAUCGCGAUGCUCUGGGGCGUCCGGGUAGAGCAUUGCGACGCUCUGGGGCGUCCGGGGAGAGCAUCGCGACGCUCUGGGGCGUCUGGGGAAAGUAUCGCGACGCUCUGGGGCGUCCGGAGAGAGCAUCGCGAUGCUCUGGGGCGUCCGGGGAGAGCAUCGCGACGCUCUGGGGCGUCCGGGGAGAGCAUAGCGACGCUCUGGGGCGUCCGGGGAGAGCAUCGCGACGCUCAGGGGCGUCCGGGGAGAGCAUCGCGACGCUCUGGGGCGUCCGGGGAGAGCAUCGUGAAGCUCUGGGGCGUCGAGGGAGAGCAUUGCGACGCUCUGGGGCGUCCGGGGAGAGCAUCACGACGCUCUGGGGCGGCUAG